CUGGGACAAUGGGCCAUUGUGACAUCAUCAGUGGUGGUCUUGGGUAGUUUCCCAUUGCUGGCCCUCCAGUCUCAGCUGCUACUGCCAAGUCCAUUCCUCUACCAUGAGUGUGGAGCAGCUAAAAUCAACAGAUCCACAUGUACCUUGAGGUGACAGACUGGCUCUGAACAAGUUGAAAUCAUCGCAGAAGGAUAAAGUUCGUCAGUUUAUGAUCUUCACACAAUCUAGUGAAAAAACAGCAGUAAGUUGUCUGUCUCAAAAUGACUGGAAGUUAGAUGUUGCAACAGAUAAUUUUUUCCAAAAUCCUGAACUUUAUAUACGAGAGAGUGUAAAAGGAUCAUUGGACAGAAAGAAGUUAGAGCAACUGUACAAUAGAUACAAAGAUCCUCAAGAUGAAAAUAAAAUUGGAAUAGAUGGAAUACAGCAGUUCUGUGAUGACCUGGCACUUGAUCCAGCCAGCAUUAGUGUGUUGAUCAUUGCAUGGAAGUUCAGAGCAGCAACACAGUGCGAGUUCUCCAAACAGGAGUUCAUGGACGGCAUGACAGAAUUAGGAUGUGACAGCAUAGAAAAACUAAAGGCCCAGAUACCCAAGAUGGAACAAGAAUUGAAAGAACCAGGACGAUUUAAGGACUUUUACCAGUUUACAUUUAAUUUUGCAAAGAAUCCAGGACAAAAAGGAUUAGAUCUAGAAAUGGCCAUUGCCUACUGGAACUUAGUGCUUAAUGGAAGAUUUAAAUUCUUAGACUUAUGGAAUAAAUUUUUGUUGGAGCAUCAUAAACGAUCGAUACCAAAAGAUACUUGGAAUCUUCUUUUAGACUUCAGUACAAUGAUCGCAGAUGACAUGUCUAAUUAUGAUGAAGAAGGAGCUUGGCCUGUUCUUAUUGAUGACUUUGUGGAAUUUGCACGCCCUCAAAUUGCUGGGACAAAAAGUACAACAGUGUAGCACUAAAGGAACCUUCUAGAAUGUACAUAGUCUGUACAAUAAAUACAACGGAAAAUUGCACAGUCAAUUUCUGCUGGCUGGACUGAACUGAAGAUCAAUCCUCACAAUUCAAACUGAGGGUUGAGACAAACUUUAAGGAUACAUCUUGGACCAUAUCGUAUUUCAUUCUUCUAAUGGUGGUUUGGGCUUGUCUUCUAGUCUGGGCCGCUCUAAACAUUUAUAAUUCCAACAUUGUGGAUUUCAUCUUAUAUCUGUGGACCAUCCUAGUUCAUUCUCCCAUAAGUCUUAGAAGCUUUAUGGUGAUUAUUUUGAGGUUUCCAUUCUUGCAUAAAGCACAAUGCUGUCUUCAUCAGAAAACAGUUUGGCAUAAAAAUUAAACAUAUGAACAUCACAAACAAUUUAUAAAAACUUCUUAAAUAUAUGCUUUGGGCUAGUUGCAAAGACUAUGCUGAUAGCACUUCCAAUGAGAGUGGUAUAUUUAAGUGUACCAGAUCUGGAAUGGUGUUUUGGUUUGGGGGGAUUUUUUUUUCCUGGCAAAUCACAUGUAUUGAUGUGAGUAGAGUAUCUGGUGAAAAAUGUCAAAAUAACCAACGUGAAAUUUUUUUUUUUUGGAUAACUUGGUGCCUACCUGAAAAAUGUAUUGUGUUUCAGACUUGAUUUCAAAAAGGUUCCACAGAACUAGUGUGCACUUACCUUACCAAUGUUUAUAUAUCGCUGUCCUACAGGGAGCUUUUCUCUAGAAAAUGCCUGCAUAAUGUGAGGUCCACUCCUGUCUACAUUAUGCACCACAUAAUUGGAUUUCAUUAUGCUUUUGAAAUGCUUAUAUGCCUGUCAAAUAAGUUAAACUAUUUAAUUUGUUUUGAAUGUUUUGGAUUGCUACACAAUACAAUAUUCCAAAUUUAGGCAUGAGGGCUUUUUAAAAAUUUUUUGGUUUUUUUCAGUCAUCGCACUAUGGAACACAAAUGAAAUUCUCUUAAUUUAUAAGAAGAUAGUAGGAAUUAAAUUUUGAAAAUGGUUGUGAUGAGCCAUGAAGUUCAAUCUUUAUAUAAUAUAGGUACUACUCUUUCAGACAGAUAGUCCAUUUUUGAUGACUUCUUAUUUUGUUGAAAUUGCUUUAAUUGCUAAUCACUGUGGUUGCCAAAUAUGUACUUCAGGAGCAAAUUUUUAAACAAGCACAUACUUGAUGCAAAAUACCAAUCUGGCUUCUAUUUUCAUAAGUUAUUUAAUCUCUUUACUGUUUUUGUUUUGCUCAGAUAGCUCCAUUUUCACAUCAAAGCAGAAUGCUAUCUUGUAUGUGUUUUUUUCAUUACAAGACCCAUGAACUGCUUUCCUGCUAAGAAUGCUCAUAUCUCUGUUCACUCACUGCCACCCUAGGAAGGGUUUGUUGCUUUCUUGGACAUUUCCGCAAGGCAGGUGAAAGAGAUGAUACUUCUGAUGCUGGAUGGCUAGGGUCUGGAGAUAGGAAUCGGCUUUGCUUGGUUUACCCAGGCGCUCUCUAUGGUCUAGCGUUGGUGUGGAAUGAAGGUGUGUACUUCACAACAGCAGUCACGUGUUAUGCAGAUGUGGAAAUGAUUUUAAGAAACAGUGACAUUGAAACUGCUUUUUAUUUACAUGAUUUUGAAAUUGACUAGAAGGCUUACCCCAUAGAUAAUUAUGUUAAUAUUGCAGUCAUAACUUUAAUUCAAGAAUGCAGUUCUACCAAAAGAAACAUUUGAAAAUCUUUAUUCAGGUAACUGGAAUUGGUUAUUAAAAGAAAAAAGAAGAAUCCUGCUGCUUUCAGUAUUUCCUGAUUUCAGUUUUGUAAAUAUAAAGAGGAACUUCAAUUAUGAAAAAUUUUAAAAAGAUAUAUAUAUAUAUGUAUGUGUGUGUGUGCUAUUUUGUGUCCUGUCUUGAAGAUUUGAGUUAUGGAAUUGUUUUCAGAUGAAUUCAAGUAUGCUAUAUUUUGAAAUGCGAUUCCAUUAACUUUUUUUUAUAUAAAUUGUUUUUCAUAGAACUCUUUAUUGGUUCAUGGCCCAGUGCCUUGGGUUUUACAGAUUUUUCCAUUGAAAUGCAAGACCUUUUCAACAAAAUAGUGCUUGUCAUCAGUUUGGUACUAAACAUUUAUAAUUACUGUGUAAUUAUAAACAAAAAUACAUAAAGCUUUGAAUAUAAUUAUGUAGCAUAAAAGAUAAGGUUGUUCACUAUGAUGGCAUCUUAGAAUUAAAACUAUUACUAGGGCUGAAAAGAGAAGACUGAUUUAAUGUGCUGUGAUUAUUAUGAGGAUAAAUGUCUGGUUACAGGGAAUAUUUUGUACUAAAAACUGCUAACACGUGUGGCCAUGUGUGUGCGUAUGUCUGAGAGAGUGUGAGAGCAAGAACACACACACACACACACACACACACAGAGCAUAUUUUGAAUUGCUUUAACUCAUGAGUGUUUCCGUCUUCAUUCUGGUAAACUCCCCAUGCUGAUUAUUUGUUUUAAACUGAAUCACAGGUACAGUUUCCUUUUUGCCAAAUGUCAGAACAGAUACACAUUUUAAAAUGUAAUGCUUUUUAAAUAGUAAAAUGUGUAAAAUUAGAAGUGCCCACAUAUAAAAAUACUUGAGAUCAAGGUUAGUGACUAUCAUCCGCAUAUCUCUGUAAAUUCAAUUGUGUUUCUUACGAUCCCUGUCUUAUUACCAACAGAGGCAAUAAAAGCUACAGUGAAAUUGC
This is a messenger RNA of Oryctolagus cuniculus (rabbit), 3636 nucleotides long. The record is from RefSeq and is a predicted model, not a curated record. Lineage: Eukaryota; Metazoa; Chordata; Mammalia; Lagomorpha; Leporidae.